AUGGGAGACGAGUUAGAACUCAACAACCUCACCCAACCUUUGAAGGAUUUCACAGUUCCUAAAGCAUUGGACCAGCCAUCUUGCAUAGCAUACCCAGCCACUACAACCACCUUUGAGAUCAAGAGUGGCACCAUUCACCUUUUGCCACAAUUCUAUGGCAAGGCUGGGGAUGAUCCUCACAUACAUAUCAAGGAUUUCUUUGUCAUGUGCCCGACUAUGCACAAUGAAGGGAUUAGUGAUGAGGCAAUCAGAUUGCGUUUGUUUCCAUUCUCACUCAAGGAACGAGCCAAGGAGUGA
Messenger RNA from Prunus armeniaca (apricot), 297 nucleotides. Lineage: Eukaryota; Viridiplantae; Streptophyta; Magnoliopsida; Rosales; Rosaceae. The record is from the annotation of a GenBank genome assembly.